Mustela lutreola (European mink) is the source of this 4319-nucleotide messenger RNA. It is a transcript of the gene AMACR, whose product is annotated as alpha-methylacyl-CoA racemase. Lineage: Eukaryota; Metazoa; Chordata; Mammalia; Carnivora; Mustelidae. Gene Ontology annotation, molecular function: alpha-methylacyl-CoA racemase activity. The record is from RefSeq and is a predicted model, not a curated record. The transcript has 5 exons. Gene Ontology annotation, cellular component: mitochondrion. Gene Ontology annotation, biological process: bile acid metabolic process. Bases 106 to 1254 code for a protein of 382 amino acids.
CCCCGCGCAAGCGCAAGAGGGAGGGACUCCCGGGAGGACAAGCCUGUCCGGCGGUCAGGGCUAGAUGUGGGUUCGGACACAUCUGCACUUGGAGACGCGGGAGCCAUGGCGCUGCACGGCAUCUCGGUGCUAGAGCUGGCCGGCCUGGCCCCGGGCCCGUACUGCGGUAUGGUCCUGGCGGACUUCGGGGCGCAGGUGGUGCGUGUGGACCGGCUGGGUGCCCGCAGGGACUUGAGCUUCUUGUCCCGGGGCAAGCGCUCCCUGGCAGUGGACCUGAAGCGGCCGCAGGGGGCGGCUGUGCUGCGGCGCCUGUGCGCCCGGACAGAUGUGGUGCUGGAGCCCUUCCGCCACGGUGUCAUGGAGAAACUCCAGCUAGGCCCAGAGGUUCUGCGGAAGGAGAAUCCAAAGCUUAUCUAUGCCAGAUUGAGUGGAUUUGGCCAGUCUGGAAGAUUCUCUAGAGUGGCAGGCCAUGACAUCAACUAUUUGGCUUUGUCAGGUGUCCUGUCAAAAAUUGGCCGAAGUGGUGAGAAUCCAUUUCCCCCACUGAAUCUACUGGCUGACUUUGGCGGUGGUGGCCUCAUGUGCACACUGGGCAUCCUCUUGGCUCUAUUUGAACGCACGCGCUCUGGCAAAGGUCAGGUCAUUGACGUAAGCAUGGUGGAAGGAAGCGCAUACCUGAGUUCUUUUCUGUGGAAAUCUCAAAAAACAGGACUGUGGGAACAGCCUCAAGGACAGAACUUACUAGAUGGUGGAGCACCUUUCUACACAACUUACAAGACAGCAGAUGGGGGGUUCAUGGCUGUUGGAGCAUUAGAGCCCCAGUUCUACAAGCUGCUGAUCAAAGGACUUGGGCUAAAGUCUGAUGACCUUCCUCAUCAGAUGAGCAUGAGUGAUUGGCCAGAAAUGAAGAAGAGAUUUGCAGAUAUAUUUGCAAAGAAGACAAAGGCAGAGUGGUGUCAGAUCUUCGACGGCACAGAUGCAUGUGUGACCCCAGUUCUGACGUUUGAAGAGGUUGCCCACCACCAUCAUAACAAAGAACGGGGCUCGUUUCUCACUGAUGAGGAGCAGGGUGUGAGUCCCCGCCCUGCACCGCUGCUGUCAGACACCCCAGCUGUCCCUUCAUCCAGAAGGGAUCCUUUUGUAGGAGAACAUACUGAAGAGAUACUUCGAGAAUUUGGGUUCAGCCAGGAAGAGAUCAAUCAGCUUACCUUAGAUAAAAUUAUUGAAAGUAAUAAGCCAAGAGCUAAUCUCUAAGUUUCAGGCCUCCUGUGAAUUGAAUUUGAGUAUUCAAUUUGAAUGAAUUUGAAUUUGAAUAUUACAUGUUCAAUAUAGAAUAAUACAUAAAAUUCUAAGUAUGGAAACAUGAAGGAACAGUGGAUCAAUUGUUCUAAUCAAGAAACAAGACUGAUUACUGAUUGAAUUUUGAAAAUGGUUAACAUCAUAGCUUUUGAUUUAGGAAUGUUUUCAUUUUACCGCUAUUAAAUGGUAACAGUUUUUCUGCCUUUCAAUUUGAUAGAUUAUGUUUUUAAUAUUGAAAUGUUAAUUGGGUACCUGAGUGGCUCGGUCAAGCAUCUGCAUUUGGCUCAGGUCAUGAUCUCAAGGUCCUGGGGUCAAGCCCCGCCCACAUCAGGCUCUCUGCUCAGCAGGGAGUCUGCUUCUUCCUCUCUGUGGGCACACAUGCCUACACAUGCACACCCACGCGCAUGUGUGUGCUCUCUCCCUCAGCUCAUUCUCUCUUGCUUUUUCUCAAAUAAAAUCUUUUAAAAAAAUUAAAAUGUUAACAAUGUACCUUAAAUGAAUAAAUAUAAUGCUUUUUAUUAAAUAAAGCCUUUUCUCUCCUAAAGUUUAAUUAUGCUUUUAAGUUUGUGAAAAGCUUUUAAGAAAGUCCUUUAAAUAGCCCUUAAAAACCAUUUUGUGGCUCAUUGAAAUAACUUUGUCUCUACUAUUUACCAAAAUGAAGUCCUUAGAUAGAAAAGUCUAAUCCUCUUUAUGUGAUAAGAAAAUCAUUCAACCAGUCUCUUUGAAUUGGAAUUUUAGAAAAUGUUCUUGAGAUUUCUUUCUUAUAAUCCCCACUCUUCAUCUAGACCACCAUACUGAGAGUCUGGCUCCUCUGUGUGGCUGCCUCUUAGCAUCACCCACCCAUGUCUCUUUCUCAGUAAAUUAUCAUCCAUUUGGAAGUCCUAGACUCUUCCUCCUCUUACCAGUCUCCAGCCUCCAUUCCCAUCAUGUCUGCCUCUGCCCCAGUAGACCCAUGACUUAUCCCUCAGUUCACCUUCAGGCCCCCUGCCCAACUGUCACCUUAAGGAGCACCCUUACCUGACCCCUCCCUAGAAUGGCAGCCACUUCAUCAUUCACUCUCUCCUCACCCAUUUUGUUUUCCUUCAUGUCAUAUAUCAUUAAUGACAUUAUACUGAAUAGCCCCAGCCCUCUUAACCAACUGCCUCUUAACCAAGGCACCCUAGAAUGAAAGCUUUAUGAAGGACUUUGUGGGUUUUGGUCACUGCUGAAUACCCAGUCCCAAGAACAGCAACUAGCCCAUAGUGGAAACUUCGUAAAGCUUUAAUAAAGAAGUACAUCUCAAUAGUCAAGUGCUGUCAGUUCCAUCUUCAUAGCUCUGGAACAGUCCUUUCUGCCCAAAACCCUUUGUGCCUUCAUUCAGGUUCCUGUUAUCUCUGCCUUGGCCUGCUCAGCUUGCCUUCCUGACUUCUGACCUCCAGUAUGACUGCCUUCAUUUUUUUGGUAUCAUGUUUACUGGUAAUCUUUAUCCUACCAAACUGGUCUUUCAGUCCUGUAAAAUUCCUCAAUGGUCCUCUCUUUUUCUUGUAUAACAAAAUGUAAAUCCAUUUAUAUAGCAUAUCAAUUCUUUAUUUAUAACAAGACUUCUCCCUAGCUGUCUAGUCCUACCCGCACUCCCUGCUCCCCAGAACUUUACAAGGCACUGCCUUAAGUUCAUAAUUAUGUGGCGCUCUCUCUUGCUUCCAUUCCUUUCCAAAUUCUAAAGUGUUAAAGCAGCACUAACAAUACUCCUAGUCCCUUUUGCUCCAUGUUCCUGAUUUAGCAAACUGAGACCUGGCUGAAACACAGCCUUCUUUGUGAAACUUCCUAUGUGUCUCAGCCCUAGGGCAGUUUCAUACAGUGGUUGUGAAAUUUGGAGUCAGAAAAGUCUUGGGUUCAAAUAUCACUCAAUCACUCUGGUGUCUAAGACAAGGCCCACUAUGUGCCUGGAACAUCCUAGGUGCUCAGUAAUUUUUAGUUCUAUUCUUAGGGGCCCUUUCUAUGUUUUCGUUGCGCUUAAUACAUUUAUCCAAAGGUAGUCAUUGCUUAUAAUGUAGUUUACAUAUCUCUUCAUGAGUCAUAAGCUCCUAGAGUAGUUGCUUUAGCACACAGAAUAAUCAUCUGGAGAUACUGUUAAAAUGUGGAUUUCUAGGCCCACCCCUAGAGAUUCUCAUGCACUAUGUCUAGGGCUAGACCCAUGAAUCUGCAAUUUUGCCAAGCUUCAAGCUGAUUAUCAUACUGCUGGUUCAAAGCCCACACUUUGAGUGGCACUGUCCUAAUGGAUAUGAACCAAGUCUUUUUCCCUUUGUUACUAUCAUAAUAGGUGCUCAAAAAAUAUCUGCUGAAGGGCUGAUGAGGGGAAGAAUAAAAGCUAGUUGGCAAAAAUCUGUAAAUAAAUAGAUGUGUUAGCUCAAAAUAUUGAUUUCUGUAGUUAAUUGACUUCAUAUCAAAUGUUUGAAAAAUUGUUUUCUGUAGAGUAUAAACUUUUAAAAAAUACACGUAUAUAAAUAAAGUUAAUAAUCGUUUUUUUAAAAGAUUUUAUUUAUUUGAGAGAGAGAGAGAAUGAGAGAUAGUAUGAGAGGGGGGAGGAUCAGAGAGAGAAGCAGACUCCCCGUUGAGCAGGGAGCCUGAAGCAGGACUCCAGAAUCAUGACCUGAGCUGAAGGUAGCUGCUUAGCCAACUGAGCCACCCAGGCACCCAAUAACAGCUUUUGUUAGUGACCCAUACUUUGCUUCUGAAGAGUCUAAGACCUUGUGCAGAAAAUGCUACACUUUCUCUUUUGUUGAUCUUUUGACAAAGUAUAGACUUGGGAAUAGGCAAGGGGGCAGGCGAGAAGAACGUAGGAGGCUAUAAGAAGAAUGGAGGGGAAGCAGGAAAUUGAAGAUGGCAAAUUCUAAUGAAGGACAGAUUAUAUUCUUGAAUACAUAGAAAUUUUAUUCUUGAAUGUAUAGUUUGAUAUACACUGAUUUGCACUUUUCUCUUGAUCCUACAAUGUAGGAAGUGAUACAAACUGUCUGGUGAUAAAUAAAUACCAUGGAACAAGA